Messenger RNA from Tilletiopsis washingtonensis, 515 nucleotides. RefSeq lists its product as hypothetical. The record is from RefSeq and is a predicted model, not a curated record. Gene Ontology annotation, biological process: respiratory electron transport chain. The coding region runs from base 15 to 476 and encodes 153 amino acids. The transcript has 2 exons. Lineage: Eukaryota; Fungi; Basidiomycota; Exobasidiomycetes; Entylomatales.
CUCCACCACCGAUCAUGUUCCGCACCCUCGCCCUGCGCGCCGCCUCGCAGGCCUCGGCCUCGGCCGCCGCCGCGUCGCCCGUCGCGCGCACCAAGCUCAGCACCGAGAUCACCGGCCUCGCCGUGCACCCGGCGCCGCUGGCGGCGCUGCGCUCGACCUACGAGUCGACGCUGCGCCUCCUCGACGCCCUGCCCGCGGCCAGCGUCUACGCCGGCGCCGCGCGCGCCGUGACGCAGGCGCGCCUCGACGUCGUCAACGGCGCAAGCGGCGCCGAGAGCGAGGCCGCCAUCCUGCACGUCGAACAGACGCUGCAGCUCGGCCAGGCCGAGGAGCUGCUGCUGCAGGCGCAGGACGAGCUCAAGCUCGCCGCAAAGAUGGCCGAGUGGAAGGCACACGAGCCGCUGGAGGUGCCGCCGCCGCCGCAUCAGUGGGAGUACACGUCGAUCGCACAAGAGACGGGCGAGGGUGGUGCUUAAGGAGCAAGAGCAAGCACAGACGACUCGAUGACAUGUGCG